AUGGGCAACUAUGACCAGCACAUUCAGCGGGGCCACCCAAUCCUCUUCGGCCUCCUGCUCUUCUUUGCCCUCAUCGAGGGCUGCAUCACUGCCUGGCUCGUCGCAAGCUACAACAACAACGACUCGUACCCGUCACCCUCGAUCCGCGAUCGUCUCAAGUUCCUAGUCUUUGUCUCAUGGUGGACCGUCUUCUUCAGCGCCGUCUACAUUGCCAGCUUCUUCAUGGCGGCCAUGAGCGUCAUUGCCAGCACGGCGAGCCAUGCCGUGUUCCUCAUCUUGACUUGGAUCUUCUGGCUUGCCGGUAUCGCAUCGUUCACCUCGGCCAUUGGCGGCACGCUGCACUGUGGCGCUCAGCAUGCGCUCGUCUACUGCUCCCAGCUGUCGGCCGCCGAGGCGUUUGGGUGGAUGAGCUUCAUCGUCGUCACUGUCAUGCUCGUCUUCAUCCUUCUGCUGGGCGGCGUGGCCCUGCGCGGCGGCCAGCGCCUGUCUGACGGUCUGGUGGCGUAG
This is a messenger RNA of Apiotrichum porosum, 507 nucleotides long. RefSeq lists its product as uncharacterized. The transcript has 6 exons. Gene Ontology annotation, cellular component: membrane. Lineage: Eukaryota; Fungi; Basidiomycota; Tremellomycetes; Trichosporonales; Trichosporonaceae. The record is from RefSeq and is a predicted model, not a curated record. The coding region runs from base 1 to 507 and encodes 168 amino acids.